UUGUCCCGUCCACAGUAUAUAAGCGGGCUGAGGCCGGUCGUGUGCCAGGCUCACCGGCUCGCACGAGCUGAUCCAGAGCAGAAAGACGCAGAGAGACGCGUGCCGCUCGUCCUGCACAGAUAAACCCGGUCCUGCUGGAUCAGAAAACUUCUGCACACUUCAGAACAGACCCGAACCCGCUCCGACAUGGACCCAGUCUACUCCGACAUCGACAGCAACAGCUGCGACUUCUUCCCGCACACGGACGAUGAGGACUCCCUCGGCAGCCUGCGCUCCGCCUCCCCGGAGUCCUCACCGCUCUGCCCGCCGCGCUCCCCGGAGCAGCAGCAGCAGCAGAAGAAGCGGCGCCGCGGACGCGCCCGCAGCGACGCCAGCGUGCACGUGGUGAAGAAGAACCGGCGCAUGAAAGCCAACGACCGGGAGCGGAACCGCAUGCACAACCUGAACGACGCCCUGGACGAGCUCCGCAGCGUCCUGCCGGCCUUCCCGGACGAGACCAAACUCACCAAAAUCGAGACUCUGCGCUUUGCGCACAACUACAUCUGGGCUCUGUCCGAGACGAUCCGCAUCGCAGACCUGCAGGCGGGGAAGACCGGAGACCCUCUGCAGCUGCGCUCCGCGUGCCUCGGUGAGGCCCCGAGCCCCGGCAGCGACGCCUGCUCCUGGAGCUCUAGCGGCUCCUCGUCCUCCUCCUCCCCGGCUUACUGCGCCUCCAGCCCGGGCAGCCCCGCCGCGCAGGAGGACUACAGCUACCUGCGGCAGGACGCGCUGUUCGGCUUCCGCAGCCUCGUGCCGGGCAUCUACUGACCGGCAGACCGCCGGAGGGGCCCCGCGGCCCCACAGACACUAACGGAGCGGACAGUCCGGUUCCUGCUGGAUGAAGAAGAAUCACGGUUUGCCUUAAUGAGCUCAUUAUUUCUUCUUUAUUUAGUUGCCCCCCCCCGCUUUCUCUAUCUCGGAGGUGAAAAGUUAAUUUUACAAUUUGUAGAGAACUGAAGCAGAAAGAGAGCGUGGAAAUCAGGUUCCUCACCCGUGACAGGGUCUGAAUGGACCCCUCAUCCAUUAUGUAUGCCCCCCCACCCCCCACUGUUGUUUUAUUUAUUUGACUCGUUUUGUUUCACAUGAAAUUUGUAUUUUGUACAUAAAGAGAUUUUUAUUCUAUUUACUUGGAAGCAGU
This is a messenger RNA of Micropterus dolomieu (smallmouth bass), 1177 nucleotides long. RefSeq names its product neurogenin 1 (gene neurog1). Bases 187 to 807 code for a protein of 206 amino acids. The record is from RefSeq and is a predicted model, not a curated record. Gene Ontology annotation, molecular function: protein dimerization activity. Lineage: Eukaryota; Metazoa; Chordata; Actinopteri; Centrarchiformes; Centrarchidae. The transcript has 2 exons.